Molecule: messenger RNA, 888 nt
Organism: Trichogramma pretiosum
Lineage: Eukaryota; Metazoa; Arthropoda; Insecta; Hymenoptera; Trichogrammatidae
Gene: DENR
Product: density-regulated protein homolog
Exons: 6
Coding region: 222-776 (184 amino acids)
Biological process (GO): formation of translation preinitiation complex; translation reinitiation
Molecular function (GO): mRNA binding; translation initiation factor activity
Source: RefSeq, a predicted model, not a curated record
ACGUAAAAUUCAAAUCAACAACCGAAUUUAAUUUGUAACAAUUUAAAAAGCGCCUCCUACACGGGCGUUGACCCAACUUGACGUUCAAGUGCAGAAGACAGCCUCGCAGCCUAGCUUGGUUUGAGGUGAAUAUAUAUUUAUAUAUUGCCGGAGCUGUAAAUUUUGCUUUAUAACCUUUGACAGUCGUGUGCAGUCGAAAAAAAUAUCUAAAUUUUGGAAUAAUGACGACUGAAGAACCCAAGCCACAACGAGAGCUCAGACUUGGAGCAGAUCCUAAUGUCAAUUAUCCUAUCAAGGUUCAAUACUGUGGAAAUUGCUCGCUUCCAAUCGAGUAUUGUGAAUACUAUCCAGAUUAUCAGAAAUGUAAAGAGUGGUUAGAAAAGUUUUUGCCGUCAGAAUUUGACAAGGUCAAAUUAGACGAAGCCAACUCUGAAGCAGGGGGAGACGACGAGAAAAAAAGGCAAAAGAGAGGUGGUAAAGGUAUGCUAAAAACUAAGAAGAAGGAAGAAGUACAAAAAUUAAUCACAGUAUCAAGAGCUCCUAGAGGAAAGAAGAAAUCUGUGACAGUUGUCACAGGCCUCAGUACAUUUGAUAUUGAUUUGAAAGUGGCAGCAAAAUUUUUUGGUAGCCGAUUUGCUUGUGGAUCAAGUGUAACCGGAGAAGAUGAAAUUGUCAUCCAAGGCGAUGUCAAAGAUGAUUUGUUUGAUGUUAUUCCAGAGAAGUGGCCUCAGAUCGAUGAAGACCUGAUUGAUGAUUUGGGAGAUCAGAAAAGAUAAUAAGUUUGAUAAUAAUAUCACGCACACAAAUUUUGUAACAGAUCAUUCUUAAAAUUAUUUAUUUUAAAACAAUGUACAUAAAAAUAAAUUUUACAUCAACUUUUCUUUUAAU